AUGACUUCUUCUUUCAUUCACAAAAAACUCCAGAGCAAAAUCUUACCUUCCGCCUGCAGAUCCAUAUCCUCGCUCGCAGUCACUGAAAACUCAGAAAAUUUUCAUAGCACACAUGACACAGUUCUUCCACCAUUUGACCCUUUUCACUUUUUCAGUGAUUAUACAAAAUCAGGACGAUGCACCCUCAGAAAUACAAAGAUCCUGCAUGCCCAUUUGCUCAAAACUGCUAUUUUACAAUCCAACACCUUCAUGACCAAUUCUUUGAUGGAUUGGUAUUGUAAAUCCAAUUCCAUGGUUCAUGCACUCAGAUUGUUUGAUAAAACUCCUCACCCAAAUGUUAUUUCUUGGAAUAUUUUGAUUUCAGGUUGCAACCAGAACUUUUCAUUUGAGGAUUCGUGGAGGAAUUUUUGUAAGAUGCGUUUUUCAGGAUUUGAUCCCAACCAGUUCACCUAUGGGAGUGUUCUUUCGGCUUGUACUGCCUUAGGGUCUCCUUUGUAUGGUGAACUGGUAUAUUCACUUGCACUGAAAAAUGGGUUCUUCUCAAAUGGGUAUGUUCGGGCUGGAAUGAUUGAUUUGUUUGCGAAGCUUUGUAGCUUUGAGGAUGCUUUAAGGGUGUUUCAAGAGGUUUUAUGUGAGAACGUGGUUUGCUGGAAUGCUAUCAUUUCUGGGGCUGUUAAAAAUAGGGAAAAUUGGGUUGCUUUGGAUCUUUUCUGCCAAAUGUGCUGCAGAUUUUUUAUGCCAAAUAGUUUUACGUUUUCAAGCAUUUUAACAGCUUGUGCUGCACUUGAGGAACUUGAGUUUGGAAGAGGGGUUCAAGGAUGGGUGAUUAAAUGUGGUGCAGGAGAAGAUGUUUUUGUGGGGACUGCCAUCAUUGAUUUGUAUGCCAAAUGCAGGGAUAUGGAUCAAGCUGUGAAGGAAUUUUUCCGAAUGCCAAUCCGCAAUGUAGUUUCCUGGACUACCCUCAUUUCUGGUUUUGUUCAGAAGAAUGACAGUAUUUCUGCUUUCCACUUCUUCAAAGAAAUGAGAAAAGUAGGAGAGAAAAUAAACAACUACACCAUAACUAGUGUACUUACUGCUUGUACUGAACCAGUUAUGAUCAAAGAGGCAGUCCAACUACAUUCCUGGAUUUUCAAAACUGGGUUCUAUUUGGAUUCCACUGUAAGUUCUACUUUGAUCAAUAUGUAUUCAAAAAUAGGAGUGGUUGACUUAUCUGAGAGGGUGUUCAGAGAGAUGGAAAGUACAAAGAACCUAGCCAUGUGGGCUGUUAUGAUAUCUGCCUUUGCUCAAAGUGGGAGUACUGGAAGGGCAGUUGAAUUGUUUCAGAGGAUGCUUCAGGAGGGUCUGAGACCUGAUAAGUUUUGUAGUUCUAGUGUCUUGAGCAUAAUAGGCAGUCUAAGUUUGGGGAGACAGAUCCAUUGCUACAUUCUUAAAAUUGGUUUGUUCACUGAUAUUUCUGUGGGCAGUUCUCUUUUCACAAUGUACUCAAAAUGUGGUAGUUUAGAGGAAUCUUACACAGUUUUUGAGCAAAUGCCUGACAAAGACAAUGUCUCAUGGGCCUCCAUGAUCACUGGGUUUUCAGAACAUGACCAUGCAGAACAAGCUGUUCAGUUGUUCAGAGAGAUGCUGUUAGAAGAAAGUAGACCAGAUCAAAUGACUUUAACUGCAGCUCUAACUGCAUGUUCUGCUCUUCAUUCCUUAGAAAAAGGAAAGGAAGUUCAUGGGUAUGCUCUUCGAGCACGAGUUGGCAAAGAGGUACUUGUGGGUGGUGCACUUGUAAAUAUGUACUCAAAAUGUGGUGCCCUAGUCUUGGCAAGGAGGGUAUUUGACAUGCUGCCCCAAAAGGAUCAGUUUUCAUGCUCCUCCUUGGUUUCAGGAUAUGCUCAAAAUGGGUAUAUUGAAGAUGCACUUCUGCUGUUCCAUGAAAUACGGAUGGCUGAUUUGUGGAUUGACUCCUUCACAGUUUCAUCUGUCAUUGGGGCUGUAGCAAUUUUAAACAGCUUAGACAUUGGUACCCAACUGCAUGCUUGUGUUACAAAAAUGGGCUUAAAUGCAGAAGUUUCUGUUGGCAGUUCUCUAGUUACAAUGUAUUCAAAAUGUGGAAGCAUUGACGAAUGUCAUAAGGUGUUUGAACAGAUUGAAAAACCUGAUUUGAUCAGUUGGACGGCUAUGAUAGUGAGCUAUGCUCAGCAUGGAAAAGGUGCAGAGGCUUUAAAAGUGUAUGACCUCAUGAGGAAAGAAGGAAUUAAACCUGAUUCGGUAACAUUUGUUGGUGUCUUAUCUGCAUGUAGUCAUAAUGGUAUGGUUGAAGAAGGCUAUUCCCAUCUGAAUUCAAUGGCCAAAGAGUAUGGAAUUGAACCUGGUUACUACCAUUAUGCCUGUAUGGUUGAUCUUCUUGGGCGAUCUGGAAGGCUGAAAGAGGCUGAAAGGUUCAUUAACAAUAUGCCCAUUGAACCUGAUGCUUUGCUAUGGGGAAUAUUGCUUGCUGCUUGCAAGGUACAUGGGGAUAUUGAGCUUGGAAGGCUAGCGGCGAAAAGAGUCAUUGAGUCGGAGCCCUGUGAAGCUGGAGCUUAUGUCACCUUGUCAAACAUCUGUGCAGAUAUGGGCUGGUGGGAAGAUGUCAUGAAGAUCAGAAGCCUGAUGGAGGGAACUGGGGUGAAGAAGGAACCUGGAUGGAGUUCUGUGUGAAAUAUGACCAUUGCUUGAUUGAUGACUGAUCAACAUCUUGCUGAUUGGGGCAAAAUCCAAAAAAACUGGAAGAUUUGAACCCAAACUGAAUGGGAACCAAAUGGUUGGAGUUUGGCCACUGUCUACAAAUGCAGGACAGAAGAGCAUCAUGACUCAUGCAGUACAGAUAGCGCUGAAGAUUGGCGGCUUUCAAAUUCAGGCUCAUGAAACUCAACCACCUUUCCAAACAUGGGUGUGGUUGUGAUUGCCUAAUAGAGUUGGGCCCUUUGGAAAGGAAAUUUCAGAACAAAGCAUAGAUUCACGAACAAAUCUGGAAAAGGCUUUUAUAAAUGUCAAGUGAACACAGUUCUGUAAGCAGAUUCUUUGUGGGAAGCUAUGACCAUGUACAUGGCACUUCAUCUGCUUCAAGAUAGACCAUAGCUUG
Messenger RNA from Vitis riparia (riverbank grape), 3109 nucleotides. RefSeq names its product pentatricopeptide repeat-containing protein At1g74600, chloroplastic. The transcript is spliced from 3 exons. Bases 1 to 2685 code for a protein of 894 amino acids. The record is from RefSeq and is a predicted model, not a curated record. Lineage: Eukaryota; Viridiplantae; Streptophyta; Magnoliopsida; Vitales; Vitaceae. Gene Ontology annotation, biological process: RNA modification. Gene Ontology annotation, molecular function: protein binding; RNA binding.